This is a messenger RNA of Knipowitschia caucasica, 864 nucleotides long. The record is from the annotation of a GenBank genome assembly. Lineage: Eukaryota; Metazoa; Chordata; Actinopteri; Gobiiformes; Gobiidae.
AUGAUGGAGCAGAGACUGGGAAUGAUGGAGCAGAGACUGGGAAUGAUGGAGCAGAGACUGGGAAUGAUGGAGCAGAGACUGGGAAUGACGGAGCAGAGACUGGGAAUGACGGAGCAGAGACUGGGAAUGAUGGAGCAGAGACUGGGAGUAACGGAGCAGAGACUAGGAAUGACGGAGCAGAGACUGGGAAUGAAGGAGCAGAGACUGGGAAUGACGGAGCAGAGACUGGGAAUGACGGAGCAGAGACUGGGAAUGAUGGAGCAGAGACUGGGAAUGACGGAGCAGAGACUGGGAAAGACGGAGCAGAGACUGGGAAUGACGGAGCAGAGACUAGGAAUGACGGAGCAGAGACUGGGAAUGAUGGAGCAGAGACUGGGAAUGACGGAGCAGAGACUGGGAAAGACGGAGCAGAGACUGGGAAUGACGGAGCAGAGACUAGGAAUGACGGAGCAGAGACUGGGAAUGAUGGAGCAGAGACUGGGAGUCACGGAGCAGAGACUGGGAAUGAUGGAGCAGAGACUGGGAAUGAAGGAGCAGAGACUGGGAAUGACGGAGCAGAGACUGGGAAUGAUGGAGCAGAGACUGGGAAUGACGGAGCAGAGACUGGGAAUGAUGGAGCAGAGACUGGGAAUGAUGGAGCAGAGACUGGGAAUGAUGGAGCAGAGACUGGGAAUGAUGGAGCAGAGACUGGGAAUGAUGGAGCAGAGACUGGGAAUGACGGAGCAGAGACUGGGAAUGACGGAGCAGAGACUGGGAAUGACGGAGCAGAGUCUGGGAAUGACGGAGCAGAGACUGGGAAUGACGGAGCAGAGACUGGGAAUGAUGGAGCAGAGACUGGGAAUGACGGAGCAGAGACUGGGAUGA